Myxocyprinus asiaticus (Chinese sucker) is the source of this 1220-nucleotide messenger RNA. RefSeq lists its product as uncharacterized. The transcript has 5 exons. Lineage: Eukaryota; Metazoa; Chordata; Actinopteri; Cypriniformes; Catostomidae. Bases 193 to 690 code for a protein of 165 amino acids. The record is from RefSeq and is a predicted model, not a curated record.
UUGUAUCUUCUCUGAGAGCUCAGAUGGUGGUCUAAUUAAAUUUGGCAAUUUCCUUUGCAGCCACACUCAUGACCAUCCUAUGAUUCGGUAUCUGUCCCAGAAAAAAGAAACAAAACUCUCACUUUCAGCACUGUUUUUGAAGAUUGGAACUAGCUGAAGCUACAAGCGACAAGACUGAAAACCUAAAUUAUCAUGCGCUGCUCUAGCUUGCUCUUGGUUGGUAUGGUGACAUUAGGAAUAUCUGAGUUCUGCUCUGCCGGGCCCCUUCAUGCACAGUGCAAAGUCGAGUGGUAUUUCAGUCUCCCUUGCAGGAGUGUAUAUGAAGGUCUGGUCACACAGAUUAAAAAGUGGAGGACACUGUCAACCUGUGCCAUGGGAGGGGAGAAAUGCCUCUAUAAGUUGCAGUCUGCGUCUGUACACUUCAUUUCAGCCAAACACACAACACCAGUAAAGAGAUAUGUUGAUGACAUCAACUUCAGACUGGUCUCCUAUGGAUUCUUUUCACAUUGCCACGUAUCGGCCAUGUCAGUGUCAGAGACCUGGUAUGCUGUCACAGAUCAUGGCACCAAUUACUGUAACCUCUACAACUUAAUGGAAGGCAGCGGACUUACUGAAGCUCCAGGAUAUAAAGAGAUCACCAGUGACUUCCUGUGCACCCAGCGAUCAUCUGCUAACUGUACUGUGUACUAACUAUUUUUAUAUAUAUAUAUAUAUAUAUAUAUAUAUAUAUAUAUACUUUCAGAUCUGUUAAACUGUCUUGCUUCUUUGCUCUGCAAAAAAAAUAAUAAUAUUUUUUUUUUUUUAGAAAUGUAGAAAAUUAUGUACGUAGUUGCUAUUGUAUGACUCUUUUCCACCAAAAUACUCAUAUAUACUGUUGUGAUGCUUUACCUGAAUUUUGUGGUACUGUUUUUUGUUUUGCUCAACAUUUUUUUACUUGACAUUUUACUUGACAUUUUAUGUUGCACAAAGUUUGGGGACAAAUAUAGGAGUCCUAAGAGUGUGUCAGGUGAGACACUACCUUCUACCGGGACACUGUUCCCUCUAAGGGCAGCAAUAUUCUCCUGUGGGUGUAGAUAUCCAUCAUGGAUCUUUUGCUCUCAUCAAGAGAGCUCUUCUGGCUGAAGGCAUCAGUCUACCACUCCACCACUGCAGUAGCGUUCUGUCACCAGUAGAGGGAAGUGUUUGCAAGUGUUUUUGCAAUAGGUCCUUAAGAGUUUUGA